Molecule: messenger RNA, 8698 nt
Organism: Myripristis murdjan (pinecone soldierfish)
Lineage: Eukaryota; Metazoa; Chordata; Actinopteri; Holocentriformes; Holocentridae
Gene: abca1b
Product: ATP-binding cassette, sub-family A (ABC1), member 1B
Exons: 49
Coding region: 160-7068 (2302 amino acids)
Biological process (GO): transmembrane transport; lipid transport
Cellular component (GO): intracellular membrane-bounded organelle; membrane
Molecular function (GO): ABC-type transporter activity; lipid carrier activity; ATP binding
Source: RefSeq, a predicted model, not a curated record
CCCGUCUCCAGACUUCGCUGCGGGACGCAUGAAAACCAGGCGAGCCAGCUGGCCAGAAAACUCCAAAAAACAGACAAAUAAUUCAAAUUACCAGCUUUUCAUACCAAGAAGUCCCGUUUUGCCGAGGCCAUCGCCGGAGCAGAGCCCGUCCGGCCCGACAUGUCCGUCUUAACGCAGCUGGGCCUGCUGCUGUGGAAGAACUUCACCUACAGACGGAGACAGACGCUUCAGCUCCUGGUCGAGGUCCUGUGGCCGCUCUUCAUCUUCUUCAUCCUGAUCGCCGUGAGGCUCAACUACCCGCCGUACGAGCAGCAUGAAUGUCACUUCCCCAACAAGGCCAUGCCCUCGGCCGGCACGCUGCCCUGGAUCCAGGGGAUCAUCUGCAACGCCAACAACCCGUGCUUCCGCAGCCCGACGCCGGGCGAGUCGCCGGGCGUCGUCGGCAACUUCAACGACUCCAUAAUUUCUCGGCUCUUCUCGGACGCCAAGAAGAUCCUGCUGUACAGCCAGAACGACAAGAACCUGGAGGGCUUCAAGGACCUGGUUCAGGCCCUGCAGACCCUGCAGGCCACCAGAGCGGGCUUCAAGUUGAAGGACUUCCUGCACGACAACGAGACGCUGUCCUCCUUCCUCCUGCAGAACGUGUCGCUGCCCGAGAACGCCGUGCGCCGCAUCGUGGAGGCCGACGUGAACCUGGAGCGGGUGCUUCUCAGAGGUUUCGGCGUCCACCUGAGGAACAUGUGUCCCAGGAAGGGAGGCGCCCACAGCCUGGAGGACUUCGUCAACAUCUCGGACCCUCAGGUGUCCCUCCUGGUGCAGGAGCUCAUCUGCCAGGCUCCGCCCACCUGGCUCGACCGCGCCGAGAAAACCUUCCUGAGCAACCUGGACUUCUUCAGGCCCAUCCGGAGGGACGUGAAGUCCGACCCCGACGCCGUCAAACAGGUCGCCAAGGCCACCGACAACCUGCUGGACAGUCUGGGCCUGCUCGCCGUCGAGCUGGCCAGCAUGAAGAGCUGGAGCGACCUGAGGAACGAGAUCAUCUUCCUGAUGGAGAACGCCACGUCGUCGCCCAGCUCCAUGUACCAGGCCGUGUCGCGCAUCGUGUGCGGCCACCCGGAGGGCGGCGGCCUGCAGAUCAAAUCCCUCAACUGGUACGAGGACAGCAACUACAAGGCGCUGUUCGGGAACCACAACAGCAGCGACGACGAGGCCGCCAGCGCCUACGACAACUCCUCCACUCCGUACUGUAACAACCUGAUGAAGAGCAUGGACUCCAACCCGAUGUCCCGGAUGAUCUGGCAGGCGCUGAAGCCGCUGCUCAUGGGAAAGAUCCUGUACACGCCACACACACCGGCCACGCAGAGGAUCAUCCACGAGGUGAAUCGGACGUUCCAGGAGCUCGGUGUGUUCAGGGACCUUGGCGGCAUGUGGGAGGAGAUGAGACCCAAAGUGUGGAACUUCAUGGAGAACAGCGAGCAGAUGGACCUGAUCAGGACUCUGCUGAAGAACAACGCCACCGCCAGCGUCUUCCACUCGCAGCUCGCCGGCACCGACUGGACGGUGGCGGACGUCUCCAGCUUCCUGUCCAAGAAGUCGGAGGACCAGCGUCCGCCGGGCAGCGCCAUCACCUGGCGAGAAGUCUUCAACGAGACCGACCAGGCCAUCAUGAGCAUCUCGCGCUUCAUGGAGUGUGUGAACCUGGACAAGCUGGAGCCGGUGUCCAGCGAGGAGCGGCUGGUGAACCAGUCUCUGGCUCUGCUGGACGACAGGAAGUUCUGGGCGGGAAUCGUCUUCUCCGACGUCGCCGCCAACGACUCGGAGCUGCCGCCCAAACUCAACUACAAGAUCCGCAUGGACAUCGACAACGUGGAGCGCACCAACAAGAUCAAAGACGCGUACUGGGACCCGGGUCCUCGUGCCGACCCGUUCGAGGACAUGAGGUACAUUUGGGGCGGCUUCUCCUACCUGCAGGACGUCAUCGAGCACGGCAUCAUGAGGGCGGUGACGGGCAGCAAGGAGAAGACGGGCGUGUACAUCCAGCAGAUGCCGUAUCCCUGCUACGUGGACGACAUCUUCCUGCGCGUGAUGAGCCGCUCCAUGCCUCUGUUCAUGACGCUCGCCUGGAUGUACUCGGUCGCCAUCAUCAUCAAGAGCGUGGUGUACGAGAAGGAGGCGCGGCUCAAGGAGACCAUGAGGAUCAUGGGAUUGGACAACGGCAUCCUGUGGUUCAGCUGGUUCAUCAGCAGCCUGAUCCCCCUGCUGAUGAGCGCCGGCCUGCUGGUGCUGCUGCUCAAGAAGGGGAACCUGCUGCCGUACAGCGACCCCGGCGUGGUCUUCCUGUUCCUGGGCUCCUUCGGCGUGGUGACCAUCAUGCAGUGCUUCCUCAUCAGCACGGCGUUCGCCCGCGCCAACCUGGCCGCCGCCUGCGGAGGGAUCAUCUACUUCACGCUGUACCUGCCCUACGUGCUCUGCGUCGCCUGGCAGGACUACAUCGGCUUCGGAGCCAAAGUCUUCGCCAGCCUCCUGUCUCCUGUGGCGUUCGGGUUCGGCUGCGAGUACUUUGCGCUGUUCGAGGAGCAGGGCGUGGGCAUCCAGUGGAAGAACCUGGUGUCCAGCCCGCUGGAGGAGGACGACUUCAGCCUCACCACCGCCCUCAUCAUGAUGUACUUCGACUCCUUCCUGUACGGCGUGCUGACCUGGUACAUCGAGGCCGUCUUCCCCGGUCAGUACGGGAUCCCGCGGCCCUGGUACUUCCCCUUCACCAAGUCCUACUGGUUAGGAGAGAGAGCGAGCCAGACGAGCAAGCUGCCUCAGAGCCGCAAAGGAAACCCCGGAGCUGUGUGCAUGGAGGAGGAGCCGGCCCACCUGGAGCCAGGUGUUUACAUCGAGAACCUGGUGAAGGUUUACCGUCACGGGAAGAAGCUGGCGGUGGACGGGCUGACGCUCGGCUUCUACCAGGGACAGAUCACGUCCUUCCUGGGACACAACGGAGCCGGAAAAACCACCACCAUGUCCAUCCUGACCGGCCUGUUCCCCCCCACCUCCGGGACGGCCUACAUCCUGGGCAAGGACAUCCGUUCGGAGCUGAGCGCCAUCCGGCAGAGUCUGGGCGUCUGUCCGCAACACAACGUCCUCUUCAGCAUGCUGACGGUGGAGGAGCACAUCUGGUUCUACGCGCGGCUGAAGGGCCUGUCGGAGGAGCAGGUGAAGGGCGAGAUCGAGCAGAUCCUGCAGGACACCGGCCUGCCGCACAAGCGCCGCUCCAGGACCAGCACGCUGUCCGGCGGCAUGCAGAGGAAGCUGUCGGUGGCGCUCGCCUUCGUCGGAGGGUCAAAGGUCGUGAUCCUGGACGAGCCCACGGCCGGCGUCGACCCGUACGCUCGCCGAGGGAUCUGGGAUCUGCUGCUGAACUACAGGCAGGGUCGCACCAUCAUCCUGUCCACACACCACAUGGACGAGGCCGACAUCCUGGGCGACCGCAUCGCCAUCAUCUCCCACGGGAAGCUGUGCUGCGUCGGCUCCUCGCUCUUCCUGAAGAACCAGCUGGGCACCGGGUACUACCUGACGCUGGUGAAGAAGGAGCCCGAGCCGUCGCUCAGCUCCUGCAGGAACUCCUCCAGCACCGUCUCCUUCACCAAGAAGGAGGAGGAGUGCGGCUCGGUCAGCAGCUCUGAUGCCGGACUGGGCAGCGAGAAUGAAAGUGAGGCUGCCACCAUCGAGAACGGCCCGGCGGCGUCCAUCAUGUGCGACGUCCCCUGUGUCCACCCCGACGUGUCUCUGAUCUCCAGCCUGAUCCUGCGCCACGUCCCGGCCGCCCGCCUGGUGGAGGACCUGGGCCACGAGCUCACCUACGUCCUGCCCUACAGCGCCGCCAAGGACGGAGCCUUCGUCCAGCUGUUCAAGGACCUGGACGACAAGCUGGCCGACCUGGGCAUCUCCAGCUACGGCGUCUCCGACACCACGCUGGAGGAGAUUUUCCUGAAAGUGGCUGAAGACAACGGAGUCGACACUGAAGUUCCCUCAGACGGCACCCUACCAGUGCGGCGGCGGCGGCGUACUCACGCCUUCGGUGGCGACCAUCAGAGCUGCCUGCGCCCGCUGACCGAGGACGACAACAACGACACCAACGACUCGGAGGGAGACCCAGAGUCCCGGGAGACGGACUGGCUCAACUGUGUGGACGGGAAAGGCUCGUCUCAGGUGAAGGGCUGGAGUCUGAAGAGGCAGCAGUUCAUCGCCCUGAUGUGGAAACGCUUCCUGUACGCCCGCCGCUCCAGGAAAGGCUUCUUCGCUCAGAUCGUUCUUCCUGCCGUGUUCGUGUGCAUCGCUCUGGUCUUCAGUCUCAUCGUUCCUCCGUUCGGAAAAUAUCCGAGUCUGGAGCUGCAGCCCUGGAUGUACGAGGAGCAGGUCACCUUCUUUAGCGACGACGCUCCAGGCGACGCCAACAUGCAGAAGCUGUUGAAUUCCCUCGUGGACUUCCCCGGCUUCGGGACUCGCUGCAUGGAGGGACACAGCAUCCCAGACGCCCCCUGUACGAUGGGAGAUGAGGAUUGGUCGAUUCCCGAGAUUCCUGAGAGCGUGCAGCAGCUCUUCAGCAGCGGGAACUGGACCAUGGACGAUCCGUCUCCCGCCUGCUUCUGCAGCUGCGACGGCAAGAAGAAGAUGCUGCCCGACUGUCCCGCCGGAGCCGGAGGCCUGCCGCCGCCUGAGAUGAGGCUGAGCGAGACGGACACACUGCAGAACCUGACAGGGAGAAACAUCUCCGACUACCUGGUGAAGACGUACGCACAGAUCAUCGGCAAGAGUUUGAAGAACAAAGUCUGGGUGAACGAGUUCAGGUACGGCGGCUUCUCGUUGGGCGCCAGGAGCACUCAGGUCCUCCCGCCGGCCAAUGAGAUCGACGACGCCAUCGAGCGAGUCAGGAAGAUCUUUAAACUGCAGAAGGGUGCAGCUGCCGAUCGCUUCCUGGACAGCCUGUCGGGCUUCAUCAACGGCCUGGACACCAAGAACAACGUCAAGAUCUGGUUCAACAACAAGGGCUGGCACAGCAUCGGCGCCUUCAUCAACGUCAUGAACAACGCCAUCCUCCGCGCCAACCUGCCCGAGGGCAAAGACCCCAGCAAGUACGGCAUCAGCGUCUUCAACCACCCGCUGAACCUGACCAAGGAGCAGCUGAGCCAGGUGGCGCUGGUCACGACCUCCGUGGACGUCCUGGUGUCCAUCUGCGUCAUCUUCGCCAUGUCCUUCGUCCCGGCCAGCUUCGUGGUCUUCCUCAUCCAGGAGAGAGUCAGCAAGGCCAAGCACAUGCAGUUCAUCAGCGGAGUUCAGCCGCUGCUCUACUGGGUGGCCAACUUCAUCUGGGACAUGUGUAACUAUGUCGUCCCGGCAACGCUGGUCAUCCUCAUCUUCGUGUGUUUCCAACAAAAAGCGUACGUCUCCUCCACCAACCUGCCGGCGCUGGCUCUGCUGCUGCUGCUCUACGGCUGGUCCAUCACGCCGCUCAUGUACCCGGCCUCCUUCUUCUUCACCAUCCCCAGCACGGCCUACGUCGUCCUCACCAGCGUCAACAUCCUCAUCGGCAUCAACGGGAGCAUCUCCACCUUCGUCAUGGAGCUCUUCGGAAACAACGAGAUCGGUGGCAUCAAUGACAUCCUGAAGAACGUUCUGCUCAUCUUCCCUCACUUCUGCCUCGGCCGCGGCCUCAUCGACAUGGUGAAGAACCAGGCCAUGGCCGACGCGCUGGAGAGAUUCGGGGAGAACCGGUUCCGCUCCCCUCUAGAGUGGGACAUGGUGGGGAAGAACCUGUUCGCCAUGGCGGUGGAGGGCGUCAUCUUCUUCAUCAUCACCAUCCUCAUCCAGUACCGCUUCUGCAUCAAGCCCAAGCCGGUCAGUAAACUCACCAAGCUGAGUCCCAUCGGCGAGGAGGACGAGGACGUGGCCCGGGAGAGGCAGAGGAUCGUGCACGGCCUCGGCCAUGGAGAUAUCCUGGAGCUGAGGCAGCUCACCAAGGUAUUCAAGAGGAAGCAGAAGCCAGCGGUGGAUCGGCUCUGCGUUGGAAUCCCCCCCGGCGAGUGCUUCGGGCUGCUCGGCGUUAACGGAGCAGGAAAAACGACCACCUUCAAAAUGCUGACAGGCGACACUGUGGUGACGAGCGGCGAGGCUUUCCUGGCUGGGAAGAGCAUCCUCAGGGAGAUCGACGAGGUGCAUCAGAACAUGGGUUACUGUCCUCAGUUUGACGCCAUCAACGACCUGCUGACCGGCCGCGAGCACCUGGAGUUCUACGCCAUCCUGCGCGGCGUUCCCGAGAAGGAAGUCUGCGACGUGGCGGAGUGGGGCAUCAGGAAGUUGGGUCUGGUGAAGUACGUGGACAAGCGAGCAGGAAGUUACAGCGGAGGGAACAUGAGGAAGCUGUCCACCGCCAUGGCUCUGAUCGGAGGACCGCCCGUCGUCUUCCUGGACGAGCCCACCACGGGUAUGGACCCCAAGGCCCGCCGCGCGCUCUGGACCUGCAUCCACAGCGUCAUCAAGGAGGGCCGCUCCGUGGUGCUCACCUCGCACAGCAUGGAGGAGUGUGAGGCUCUGUGCACCAGGAUGGCCAUCAUGGUGAACGGCAGGUUCCGCUGUCUGGGCAGCGUGCAGCACCUCAAGAACAGGUUCGGCGACGGCUACACCAUCAUCCUGCGGGUGGCGGGCCCGGACCCGGACCUGGCGCCGGUGAUGAAGUUCAUCGAGAGCGAGCUGGCCGGCAGCACGCUGAAGGAGAAGCACCGCAACAUGCUGCAGUACCAGCUGCCCUCCUCGCUCACCUCGCUCGCCCACAUCUUCUCCAUCCUGGCCAAGAACAAGGAGCUGCUGCAGAUCGAGGACUACUCCGUCACCCAGACCACGCUGGACCAGGUGUUUGUGAACUUCGCCAAGGACCAGAGUGAUGACUACCACUCUAAGGACAAUUCCGUGCGGAGGAAGGACGUGGCCAUAGACAUUCCCAUGCUCGGCGCCGGCCGGGCCGAGGCGACGGCGCCGGCGGCGGCGGCAGAGGAGGAGAAGCUGAAGGAGAGUUUGAUGUGAGGAGAGCGGCCCGCCGCCCGUCUCCCUGUAGUCUUCUUGUUUUAAUCGUCCCGUCGGCAGCGCCGCCCGCCGCGGCCCGGCCGCUCCGGGAAGCUCCAUGCACCUCAAUGCAAACGAUUCCCGGCGGCGGCUGCAGGACGAGCCGCCGCCCGCCGGCCGCCCAGGCGGCUCGGAGACAGAGUGUUAAACUUGAAUUACUGCCAUAAUUUUCAAGUGCUUUAGCCCCACAGCGCCGCACAGCGGUGAGUUUUGGUGGCGCUGCGAUAUAUAUUUUCUAUUUUGUGUAAUUCCAAGUGGUGCCUGCCAAUGAUAAGAGCAAUUCAGGGUCCGUUUCUUAUUCUGUCGUUUUGACUCAGAGACCAGAAUUACAUGAUGAAGAAUCGAAAUCAUUUCAACGGCCAAGGGCUGAACUGCAACGAAAUUUUUUUAAAUGUUUGAUUCUGUUUUACUGUGUAACUUUUAUUUAUAUGUGUAGAAGAUAUCAGAAACAUGUUAAUUGUCGUAUUAUUUCUGCCUGAGUCCAAGGCGGCAUUACUGCUCCGAGUGUUUUGCGUAGCACGUGGCAUUGUGUGGUGGACUCGGCCGCUCCUGCAACACUCCAAUCAAAAGUGCUCAAAAAAAAAGUGCGCACUAUGCAAAGUACUGUACACGUUAGGGAAAACAAAACAUAAAAAAAAAGAAAAAGAGGAAACAUUGAUUGAUUUUGUAGCUUUUAUAAGAAAAGAUGAAAAAAUAAGAUUUGUCUGGGUGUUAGUCCACUUUCUCACAGUUCUGCCAUGAAUACCUCAGCGACUCCCUGUGGCCUGACGGACAGAGAAACCUUCACACUACAGUAUUUCCACCGCCUCUGAACCGCCGCUACGACUCUGGGGGCCAAACCCGGGGGCCGGUGGGUUUUUCCGGGGCCUCCGGUGGAGCUGCUGGCUGCUCGCUGCCGUUGUGCAUUUUUGUUUCCGUUUCUUUUCGCCACACAAGACACAAACUUUUUGUAGGUGUUUCUGGUCCAAAUGACAUUUUCCGCUCCCUAUGCAAACUGUUUACCGUCAUAAAAAAAAAAAAACACUUUAAUCUACAAACGGAAACCAGAACGCUUCCGAUGCCAAAACCUAGUCCCCGGCCUGCAGAUUCUAUAUAGAUAUAUAUCGAUAUAUUUAUAGCGAGAGGGUGAUUACUAGUGCGGGAGAGAGAAAUCUUCUGGAAUAGGCUGAUAAAUGUUGAGUGCAAAUCAAAGUUUUCUGUCCUUAAAUGUAUUAAUUGGAGUACGGUGGCUGACGAGGCUCAGCCGCCGCGUGGCGAAGCUCAAAGUGUCUUCACGACGAGACCAAAGUGCUGUUUCCCCCCGUCGAGUUCCCGGACCCGGAGGCGAGUCCUUCGCGUCCCAAGCACUUUACUGCUGGUGUUAAUUGGAAUAGCUUCUUUUGCACUGAAAUUUUCCACAGAUUUUUAUGUAUGAUGAUGCGAUUGUUUGUCUUUUUUUUUUUUUCUUUGUCCUCUGAUCAACAAACUGAUCCUACCUAGAAAAUGUUCUUUAUUUAAUAGCUGUUUACAUUUUAAUGUGUAAAGAAAAAGGCUGUGGGAAGAACUGUUACUGUCCCUGUACAAUUCACAAUAAAACAGAACAAAUCGAAAA